AUGGCGCUGUCUUUGGGAAUAUUGGCGGCAGUAACGAAGAGCGGCUGGUCGUUGCUGCCCAAGCUUUGUGCUCUCGCCAGCUUCGUACUACUCCUCAGUGUUACAAUCUCCAAAAUAUGGAGCAAUGUAUCUAGCCGAAGCUUCAGAGCGCAACACGGAUGCAAACCAUGCCGCAAGUUUCCCCUAAGGGAUCCAGUGCUGGGCCUUGACUUCAUCAUCACCAACAUCAGGGCGUUCCAAAACCACAGGUUCCUCGAGCUCCUCUCAAGCCGCUUCCGCAAAGCCGGACCAACCUGGGAGGUGCGUGGCUUCCACCGAAGGUCUAUCUUCACAGCUGACCCGGAAAAUGUCAAAACACUCCUCUCGCUAAGGUUCAAGGACUUCACACUCGGCGGCCGGCAGCGCAUCAUGGGUCCGCUGUUGGGACAAGGUGUCUUCGCCAGCGACGGCGAGGAGUGGGCGCACUCGCGCGCCCUGCUCCGGCCCAUUUUCGCAAAGGAGCACGUCGCCGACCUGAGCCUCAUCGAGACGCACGUCAGCCACCUGUUCCGCCUCCUCCCCAGCGACGGCAGCACCGUCGACUUGCAGCCGCUCUUCCACCGCUUCACCCUCGACUCCGCCACGGACUUCCUCUUCGGCAAGGCAACUAGCACCCUCGUCAAUGCGAAAGAGCUCGACUUGGCUUUCGCCAAGGCGCUCCGGUAUUCCCUCGACCACAUGGCCUUCCUCCUGAUAGCAGGUCCACUGCGGCGCUUCUGGAAGAACGACCCGGAGUUCAACAAGUCAAACAAGAUCUGCCGGUCGUAUGUCGACACGUUCGUCGACCAGGUCCUGGAGUACAAGAAAGGCGAGUCCCCAGUCGUCAAUAUCUUGGCCGAGGAGGGCGGGAUCCGGCGGAACUCAUUUCUCAGGGACCUCGCCAACGCGACGAACGACAAAGGCAAGAUCCGUGGCGAGCUCCUCAGCUUGUUGCUAGCAGGGAGGGACACGACUGCAAGUCUGUUGAACAGUUUGUUUUACCACUUCUCGCCGUUACGACUCUACCCACCGGUCCCAACAAGCGCGAAAGUCGCUGUUCGUGACACGAUACUGCCUCGUGGUGGCGGCCCAGACGGAGAAGCACCCAUAUACAUUCCAAAAGGGCUCAAAGUGCUCUACUCGACAUACUCGAUGCACCGCCGCCUGGAUAUUUGGGGUGAGGACGCCGACGAGUUCCGCCCCGAGCGGUGGGAUGGCGCGAAGCAUUCCUGGGAGUUUCAGAGUAUCGAGGCGCGCGACAACCUACCCUGGACCGAGACGUUGGGCCUGACGGUCACCCCGGCUUACGUGCGGGUUGGUCUUUGUCGGCCAACUUAG
Messenger RNA from Diaporthe amygdali, 1356 nucleotides. RefSeq lists its product as uncharacterized. The coding region runs from base 1 to 1356 and encodes 451 amino acids. Gene Ontology annotation, molecular function: iron ion binding; oxidoreductase activity, acting on paired donors, with incorporation or reduction of molecular oxygen, reduced flavin or flavoprotein as one donor, and incorporation of one atom of oxygen; heme binding. The record is from RefSeq and is a predicted model, not a curated record. NCBI's taxonomy places the organism in Eukaryota, Fungi, Ascomycota, Sordariomycetes, Diaporthales, Diaporthaceae. The transcript is spliced from 3 exons.